AUGAAAUCACAAAAUGCUACCAACAUAAAUAAAAUUCGACAAGAGCUUGAAAGCGGGCGUGAUCCAUCAAUGAUAAGUGCAGAAAGUAUGGAAGCAGGAGAAAAAGCAGCUUGGAAGGAGGUUUUGUUAAAAAUAUCUCCUACAUUGGACGCAGAUGAAAAAAGGGCGGAUAUCAUUGUAUUUCUUCAGACAAUUAUUUCCCAAUAUUUUAAGGGAAUUCAGGUUUUUCCAUAUGGUUCGGUGCCAUUAAAGACAUAUCUUGCGGAUGGAGAUAUAGAUAUGACUGUCAUAUGCUAUCCUAAUAUGAAAGAUUAUAUAGCAAACGACAUUUACAAACUUCUUAAGUAUGAAGAGCAGAAUAUGUCUGCCGAAUACACAAUAAAAGAAACAAGGAUGAUCGGUGCUGAGGUGAAACUUGUAAAAUGCAAAGUUGAAAAUAUUCCGAUCGACAUAUCUUUUAAUCAACUAGGUGGACUUUCUACCCUAUGUUUUCUGGAACAGGUUGAUCAUCUAGUUCAAAAGAAUCAUCUUUUUAAGCGGAGUGUUAUGCUCCUCAAAGCUUGGUGCCACUAUGAAUGUCAUAUCCUUGGCGCAUUUCAUGGUUUACUGGCUACCUAUGCUUUGGAAGUUCUGAUUCUAUAUAUAUUCCAGCGGUUCAAUUCAUCUUUAAAUGGACCUUUGGCGGUACUUUAUCGAUUUUUGGACUAUUAUGCAAACUUCGAUUGGAAUAACUAUUGUAUCAGUUUGGAGGGUCCAAUUCUCACAUCAUCUCUUCCCAACCUUGUUGUUACUGAUCAAGGGAAUGACGGAGCAGAUCUAUUGCUGUCAAAAGAAGAUAUGAGAUCCUAUACCGAAAUGUUUUCAUCUUCAACUUUUUGCGUUAAUCAGGAUAUGCAGAUUUUUGGUGCCAAGUAUCUGAACAUCAUGGAUCCACUGAAAGAAAAAAAUAACCUAGGCCGUAGUGUGAGCAAAGCAAACGCUGCCAGAAUAAUUUCAGCAUUCAAAUAUGGGGCUCGCAACCUUGGUCGCAUUCUUCAGUUGCCAAGAGAAAGCAUCUCGGAUGAGAUUAAAAAGUUCUUUGGGAGCACUUUGAUGAACCAUGGAUCCAGUUUUGCUGAACUUGAAAGGUUGUCGCCCCUACCUGUAUCUGAGGAAGACUUUCCUUUGGAGUCGGUAGAAAUUGAUGAUAUUUAUGAUGACGGCGAUGACAAUGACGAUUGCAAUGAUAAUAAUGUGGAAGGAACUCGGCCUGCAAGUAACGUGAGUAGCCUUCUCAAAGCUUGGCCUCUUGAUAAACCCAUGGACACGGAAACUGUGAAAGAGUCAGAAUUGCUAGAUCUCAGAGGAGAUUAUGCAAGUUCAGCUAGAAACUUAGCCUACAGUCUGUGUACUCUUGGGUAUUCUUCAACUAUUCCAGCAUUAAGUACUCGUCCCCCAACCACUGGCCAGUUUCAGGAAAUGCCGUCGACUAGUGCACAAUGGAAUUUGAAUGAAAAUGCUGCAGUUGCUCGACGGCGUUUCAACACUGGAAACAAUCAUUAA
This is a messenger RNA of Daucus carota subsp. sativus, 1542 nucleotides long. RefSeq lists its product as uncharacterized. NCBI's taxonomy places the organism in Eukaryota, Viridiplantae, Streptophyta, Magnoliopsida, Apiales, Apiaceae. The record is from RefSeq and is a predicted model, not a curated record. The transcript has 8 exons. The coding region runs from base 1 to 1542 and encodes 513 amino acids.